AUGCCACAGGCAUUGGCACCACGAAUUCCGCGUCAGUCAACCUUCAGUCAUCUGGGCGACGGCGUCAGUCCGAAAAAUCCUGCUGCCUGGCUGAUAAACAAGAAAUGUGAUGAUGGUCCAGCUGGCUCUGAAGAGCCUCAGGAUAGACCAAUCCUUAUCAACGCAUUGCUGCACGCUGCACGCUGCACGCUGCAUGCCGCACGCUCGUCACCCCAACCAGCUCCCUCCCCAGAUCACCAUCAUCCAUCAUCCAUCAUCCAUCACAUCAGUACCACCAGCGCUUGGCUCAGUCGGUAUGAUCCGGAACUUUUGCUCCUGCGAACUUGGUGGGUCGUCUGGUUGUUCUUGAUAAUAUCCGUGCUUAUUUCGAAUCCCGCGGCAAGCUGCAAAACUCCUCUCGCAAUGCAACAAGGGAACCAAAAAGUUUCUGCAUCUUUGAGAGACGCGAUGCAGCGAAUCAUCGAUCAAUUCAUCUGUGAUCUACAGUACAGUAUAUUCCUCGCAGCUGUGUCAACAUCCGACUCGCUACAACUUUACCCUGGGGCCUGGCGGCGAAAGAAAAAAAGAAAUAAAGGCAACGAGAGGGCAUCCGAUCCCCCUAUCUGCCUUUAUCUGCCUUCUUCAACCAAACCUCGAACCUCGAACCUCGCGGUCUCCUUCAGAACAGCCGCUACAGCCCACAGCCCACUCUUCCUCGGCCCUGGGGCCUCUCGUGGUUCGCGGCCAAAUUUUUGA
Molecule: messenger RNA, 735 nt
Organism: Drepanopeziza brunnea f. sp. 'multigermtubi' MB_m1
Lineage: Eukaryota; Fungi; Ascomycota; Leotiomycetes; Helotiales; Drepanopezizaceae
Source: RefSeq, a predicted model, not a curated record